This is a messenger RNA of Sporisorium graminicola, 3456 nucleotides long. RefSeq lists its product as uncharacterized. Gene Ontology annotation, cellular component: kinesin complex; nucleus; microtubule. NCBI's taxonomy places the organism in Eukaryota, Fungi, Basidiomycota, Ustilaginomycetes, Ustilaginales, Ustilaginaceae. The transcript has a single exon. Gene Ontology annotation, biological process: microtubule-based movement. Gene Ontology annotation, molecular function: microtubule motor activity; ATP binding; microtubule binding. The coding region runs from base 1 to 3456 and encodes 1151 amino acids. The record is from RefSeq and is a predicted model, not a curated record.
AUGGCAAAGGCUGCCUCCAGGCACGCCACUCCGGAUGGCGAGAAUGAUCCCAGUCUUGCCACUCCCAAGCCCAAAGCCGCCCAAGUGCUGCCUCCUCGCAAGAGCAUGACAAACAUCACAAACUCGGUUUCAUCCAAGCGCAUCCUUCCCGCCCAUCUCCAAUCUGCUUCCAAACCCAAGCAAUCUUUCAAUUCGCUCAAGUCCGCCAUGCGCGCAUCCACCUCUUCCAACAACGCUACUCCGCAACCAAGGAGGAAGCGCACGGAUGCGGAGCCUGCUACCGUCACUCCACGACCCAAGACGUUGACCACCAACUCCACUGCUGACCUCCGCAAGAUGCAGUCUGUCAGCGAUAUUUCCAGGCUCACCAUCGCUUCUUCCAGCAGCCACGACACGUCUGAGAUCAGCGAAAUCGAGCCCGUCAAGGCCUAUCUCCGCAUCCGUCCUCCGUCUAAUGAUGCACCCAAACAGUCUGCCCGCCCUUACAUCGAGGUGGUCAGCGAUACCGAGGUGCUCAUGCAUCCUCCAUCCCAGCCCGCCUACUCCAGCGCUAUCCCGGGAAUCAGAUCCAGGACCACAAGCAUCGUCCCUCCUACAAAGUAUAUUUUUAGCAAAGUGUUUGCUAGUCAGCCUCCGACGACCUCUCCUUCCGUUGCUGAGCAGGACAUGUCCCAGUCCGCCUUUUUCCAGCACACUUCGCUCCCGCUCGUUGAGGCCCUACUCCAAGGUGAGAGCGGUCUCAUGUUCACCUACGGCGUCACCAAUUCGGGUAAGAGCCACACCGUCAUGGGCAACAGCGAGCCCGGAGGCGCUGGCAUUCUUCCCCGCUCGCUUGACGUCAUUUUCAACAGCAUCAAGGGCCUUGAGAGCACUGCCGACAUCCAACCCGUCGGCCUCUCUGGCGUCCAGCGCGUCGACAAACACUCGGCGCAAGCUGACGCCGCUUCGGUCCCAGGUGUCAAUCCAUUCAUGAUCCCAAGCGUCUUCCGUCGACUCCUCGCCGAAGCUCCUGCUCGUGCUGCAAAGCCUGCGAAGCUCAUCGAGCAUGACGCUACCAAAGUAGCCGUUGACCGCAACCUCCGCUACAGUGUCUUUGUCAGCUACGUCGAGAUCUACAACGAAAAGCUCUUUGACCUCCUCGACGUCUCCCCCGGCUCUACUCUGGGUCGCUCCGAAUCCGUCCGAGGAUCCAACUGGAGCCUUGCUAACAUGGCCAACGCUGCACCGAGCUCCAUGCCAUCUAGUGCAAGCAUCACCCUCAACCGCAAGCCGCUAAGUCUCAAGAAUGAUCACGAGAACAACGGCAAGUACGUCGCUGGUUUGCGUGAGGUCAAGGUCAAUUCGGCACAAGAAGCUCGCGACCUCCUUCACAGAGGUCAGGAGAACCGCGCCGUCUUUGGCACCAUGGCAAACAGAGCCAGUUCCCGUAGUCACGGCAUCUUCACCAUCAAGGUCAUCCGCCACCACGGUGGCCUCACCAGUUUGUCCGACGCCGAUCUUGACUCAUUUACCACUGCGCGCCUUAGCAUCGUUGACCUUGCCGGUAGCGAGCGCGUCUCCAACACGGGUCUGGCCAGUGGAGAUCGUCUCAAGGAGGCCGGCAACAUCAACAAGAGUCUCAUGUGUCUCGGCCAAUGCCUCGAGACACUGCGCAAGAACCAGGUUCGUCUCAUGGGCUCCACCGAGGGCGGUCAGGCUGCUACUGUCAAGCGACGCAUGAGCAUCGUACCAUUCCGCCAUUCGAAACUCACAGAGCUCUUCCAAAGCUUCUUUGUCGGCGAGGGGAAAGCAGUCAUGAUUGUCAACGCCAACCCCUACGACACGGGCUUUGACGAAAACUCGCACGUGAUGAAGUUCAGCGCUAUUGCAAAGGAGGUGUCUGUCCCACGUCCUAUGGGGCCCAUCACCAAGAUGCUCCCUCCACUUCCACCGCACAAAGAGAAUCGCGCUUCCGGUUCUCGAUCGCUGCCCAAGUCAAAGUCCAGCAUCGAUAUGACCGCCUCCGACAGCGAAGCAAGCGCUGAUGUCACCAUCGUCGAAGAUGAUGAAGAGUUCGAAGACGAGAAUCGCGACGCAUUCGUCGAUAUGCUCGUCGAAAAGCACGAGGAGCUGCGACAGAAGCUCCACGCCGCCGAACUCCGCUGCGCUACCAUCGAAGCUGAAGUCCGAAAGGAGAUGGUCGACGAGCUCGAACAGAGACUCCUCGAGAUGGAAGAGUACUACAACAGCAGGAUGAUGAACGACGCCGAACAGAACGCCCAGUUCAUGAAUCGCAAGAUCGACCUGCUCGUCAGCACCAACUCUCGCAACGAACCCGAACUCAUGACCGACGACAGCGACGCCGAGUCGCAUGACUCCGACAUGAGCAUGAGCGAUGAAGAGGAGCAGUACGAGUCUGGCCAUGACGAGGUGGAAGUCGAAGGCACUCUUGGUGCUGCUGCUGCUAAAGGCCGCGGUGUGGAUCUCACCAUGAGCGAGGUCAGCGGUGGCGAAGAGAGUGUUUUCGAUGAUGCCACAGAAGGCGAGCUGUCCAAAUCUCUGGCUAUCGAAGACGAUUCCGAAGUUGACGAGCCCGAUUUCAGCCGCAACGAAGAUUCUGCGAUUCUCAAGCCGGGAAGUGCCAGCAAGCGCGCUGCAUCGAAGAAGGUCAAGUACGUUGCUUCCGAAGACUCGUUGUCUGGAGCAGACGAAAAUGCUGCCGGCUCUGACUCUGAUUCCGAGUCCCAGUCCCAGUCCGAAUCCGAAGAUGAUUCCGGCUCUGGUUCCGAGCACUCUUCGGAGAGUGGAGAAGAUGACAACUUGUCGUCAGCCUUGAGCGCUGCUGCAGACGACGAGAACGAUAAAAGCUACGACAGCGAUGAAGAAGUCUCCCAGGGCAACGACAGCUUGCGCGCAACCGAACGAGGCAACUCGCAGGUUGUCGUCGACAUUGCAUUCAGCCGUGCCGAUGAGAGCCUCGGUUCCAUCACAAGCAGUUCGCCAUCGGCUCAAGACUUCGACUCGGACUCGUCAUUUGAUGCCCGCAACCUCCUGACGGACAGCGAGGACGAGGAGCAGCGUCCCGCCGCUACUCGAUGUCAAUCUGGUCGUGCAAGCGGAGCAAACAACAACAACAAGGCAGUCCGUGGCAGCAACGGCAGCACAGCCACAGCCCGCGGCCGUCGCUCCUCCAACAAGUCCCGCGCCUCGUCGCACGACGCUUCCAUCCUCGACCAGGCCGGCGCACUCACCGAUCUCAGUGAUGCUAGCAUGGUAAUGGAAGAGACAACUACGCCGAAGAAAAAACGCAAGCUGCGCAAGAAGGCCGCCAUGCAGGAAGAUGAUUACGUUGAACAGAUUGGCGACUCGAGUCUGGUCGAGGCGGUUUAUUCGAAUACGAGUCACAAUACGUCUAGGGCCUCAGGCGCCAGUAGGGCGUCGCGCAGCUUCAACAGUCGGGCUUCGAUGCGCUACUAA